AUGGAAGAACUCAAAACCCUCCCCGAAUACCUCAAAGCAAGCAACGCAGACGGCACAGCAAUCCUCGAAGCAACCACAACCUGGUAGGUAACCUACCUUACAAAUGGUCUCUGAGACCAACCGACCCACCCGAACACCGCCCAGAUCGGGAAGCUAACAAUAAUACCUUUCCUUCUUGCCCAGGUGCUCGCAAUGCAAAGCCAUCGCCCCCUUCGUCGAGAGAUUGAUGAAGAAAUACCCGGAUGCAAGAUUCUAUAACUACGACACCGAUUCCGCUUUGGGUACGUUCGUUCCCUCGUGAUGAUGGUUCGGAACCACUUACAUAUAUAUCUAUUGAUCACAUUGUGACAGACAUCUCCCAAGAACUCGCCGCAAACCAAAUGCCGACGUUCCACAUCUUCAAGGACGGGGAUCUCAAGGAUAGUAUCACCGGUGCCAAAGCGAAAGAGCUGGAGAAGGCCAUCAGCUCGAAUUACGACGGCAAGGUGGAUGAGGGCGGCGAGUGA
Molecule: messenger RNA, 506 nt
Organism: Lecanosticta acicola
Lineage: Eukaryota; Fungi; Ascomycota; Dothideomycetes; Mycosphaerellales; Mycosphaerellaceae
Source: the annotation of a GenBank genome assembly